AUGUCAGCUGAUGUUCUGUGGAAACCAUCCCAAGUGGGUUUUAAUUUUCCGAGCUUGAAUCAGCCAGUCUCUGUUCCUCAGCGGGUGAUGGCUGCACCAAAUAGUGGAUCAGCUACUCAUAAAAUGAAUCAACUUCAAUUUAAUCUGGGAGUGCCAACAACUGCUGAUCAGUUUACAACAAGGUUUAGAAAACCCCAACCUAUUGUUAUAGAAAAAUUAGGUGACCAGAAUCAAACACCACAGUUGUUACCUCAAAGGCAUGCAACUACCCCUGUUGUUUAUCCUGUUGUGCCAUCAGUGUCAUCCUCUAUCACAAGUGACCGACUUGCACUAGCAGUUCAUUUGGCCAAGAAAGAUGUUAGAAAGGUGAAAGAAAUUGGAACAGAGAAUGUUUUAGUUUCACAAGAAGAAGAAACAAAGAGAAGGCAUUUUGCAGUCACAGGCAAAAAUAUGGGCGUUGGGAAAAAGAAUAGGGUAAAAAGUAUGAAAUCUAAAUCACAAGCGGCAAUGUCAGAAGAUAAACCUACUUUGCGCGAAAGGGUUCAUAUUGCUGUAAAGAAACAAGAGGCAGAAGCGAGGAAGCAGCGUAAAAUGUACUUUUAUCCAGCUGCCAGGGAAGAUGAUGAAUUUGAGUCGGAUGGGGAAAGGACACAAGCUAAUGAAAUCAGAAAACUCCGCAAAGAGCUCCAUCAAUAUAUGAAACAAAUGGAAAGUUUGAAAGAUGAGAGACCAGAAAUGUUGAAGAACAAAGACAAAAGGUUAAAGAAAAGAAAAGAGGGUGAAGGAAGGCUUGCAGAUGAAGAGGUAGAUAAACGCCAAGUAGUGAGGGCUGAAGAACAAGCUGCCAGAUCAGCAAGGAUGCUUUAUGUACUUCAGAGACAGGUGCGUGAGAUUGAGGAUGAGUUAAACAAAAAGAAAAGAGGGAUAAAACAUACAAAAAAGAGCCAGACCCUAAGCCGCUUGGCAGCAGCUCACAGGGGAGCAGUUAGAGCAUUGCAGACAUUUGUCAGCCAGGCUCCUCUCCAGCCUAAAGUUGGCCAUGGCUCACCACCAAUGUACCAGGAACUGUCUGCCCUCAUUAGACAGUUGUCACUUUUGGCAGCACAGUUGCACAUCAGUGGGGAAGAUUUCCUACAAAGUCCAACAAGUCCGAAGUAUUUCCGUAGACAUCUUCCAACUGACCAGGAGCUGAUAGAAAGAGAGGUGGCCAGGCAAAGAUGGCUUGACGAAGAGGCAGAACGAAGGAUUCGUGAUUUGGAACGAGAACGAAGACUUGAAGUUAUGCAGCGACAUCGAAGAAGUCCAGACGUUUCACUGCCAAAGCGAUUGAUAUGUGAGACAGAAGACGCCAUUAGAUCUCGACUGAAACCGCUAUUGGAUCGAGCAGAGGCGAUAGCGGAAACACAGGCGAUAAGAGAAGAAGAGCAAAAGAAAUCAUUACAGCAUCAGCUUGGGAAACUUGCCUCUCAGACAACAAUGAACCAAGCGGACAUUUUAGCCGAAAAAGUUCUCGAUGAUAUUUUAGAAGAUACAGUUCUUGAAAUGCAAAGAUUAGAGAUCGAAGACGACGUUGAAAUGCAAGCUGAUGAUUUGCAAAACAGUUCAUCCUUAGAUAAUAUUCUUCAGAGACUGCAGAGUUUCGAGAAAGCCGAGGAGGAGAUAAGACAACAUUGGGUUCAAGUGAAUUAUGCAGAUGUUGAAAAUUCCACAGAAAAACACCACACUGAGAAAAGAACUCGACCAGCUAAGGAUCCGAAACCGAUCAUGUUUACAAGGCCCGUGGAAACCGAAAGCCACCGACUGUUACCAGAAAACACCCGAGCACCUCCCGACGACGAUGGACGAGGUGUCAGAAAGCCAUUCAGACUGUUGAAUGAAAUUAGUGCAGCCAGUAGCUUUUCCUCCCUAAUGGAAGCAUCGACAGAGCGCUCCUCUGCUCAAAGCUCCAUUUACAAGAGUCCUCAAAAUAGCUCAGCUCCACAAAGUUGGCCCCUCACUUCUGGCACACGACCUACAGUGUUCCUUAGUGUGCCUAAGGAGAUGAAAGCCAGUAUAGUGUCCUAUAGGAAUCGAUUCAACAAAUAUCUUCAGGACACUUCUACUCACGAGGAAGGAACAUUUGACCCGUGGGGACUGGUAAACAGGAUCAGUGAGGAGUUGUUAGAAGAUGCUUUGCAAGAAGUUGGUCAUGAGCUUGAUGAUGUGUGUGAUGAUUACGCCGAGGCCUUGUAUAACCAGGAAUUUGUUUCAGUCAGCUCAGACACGUGAUCAAUGUCUUCCUUCCUUCAUAUUUAGGAAUGCAAUCCUCAGGAAAUAAUACAGCCUGUUUAAUUGGACUUCAGCGCGCAGUUCCAAGGAUUUUACGUCGUCUGCUGCGAUGGCAACUAUUCACGUUAGAAAUGCUGUUAUAUGACUGGCUCAAUAAAAUACAACCAAGUGUUGAAUUCAAUUACAUGAA
Molecule: messenger RNA, 2458 nt
Organism: Pocillopora damicornis (cauliflower coral)
Lineage: Eukaryota; Metazoa; Cnidaria; Anthozoa; Scleractinia; Pocilloporidae
Product: protein moonraker
Biological process (GO): protein localization to centrosome; centriole replication
Cellular component (GO): centriolar satellite; microtubule organizing center
Source: RefSeq, a predicted model, not a curated record